GCUCUAAAAUGCACAGAAGACAAAGAGGAGUGAACACUGGGCUUCUUCUGCUGUUUGCCCAGAUUUAUCAGUUUGGGCUAAACAACAUCCCUCCUGUAACUCUGGCAGCACUUGGACUGAAUAUUUUCCUUUUUUUGAACCCAGCUAAGCCAUUGCUUUAUGUCUGUAUUAGUGUACACGAGGGUUACUACCACAGAGACUGGCAACGUCUACUCCUGUCACCAUUCCACCAUGCUGAUGAUUGGCAUCUGUAUUUCAACAUGGUGUCCUUAUUAUGGAAAGGCCAAAAACUGGAAAACAGGCUGGGCAGUGUGCUCUUCGCAGCAAUAAUCGCUGUAUUUUCCCAGCUGGUAGGAGUGGUGUAUGUCAUUUUGGAGUUAGUCCUGGCAGAAUUCAUGGAUGAUCCUUCCUACAAGAUGCAAUGUGCUGUGGGCUUCUCAGGAGUACUCUUUGCUUUAAAAGUACUAAACAACCAUUAUCAUCCAGGAGGAUCUUCCAAUGUCUUUGGUUUUCAAGUUGCCAACAGAUAUGCUUGCUGGGUGGAGCUGGUGGCCAUCCAUUUGCUAUCACCAGGAACGUCAUUCGUUGGACAUCUUGCUGGUAUCUUGGUUGGACUGCUAUACACCCAAGGCCCUCUGAAGCUGAUUUUAACCACUGCAGUAUCAUUUAUCACAGGUGGACCCGCAACAAGACAGACGAGCUACAACAACUCUGGAUACGCUCGAUAUCCUGAUUACCAGCAGCAGCAGUAUGACACACGUGGGUCCUACGAUAUGUACACAGGGGGGCUUAGUGAAGAUGAGCAGCUGAACAGAGCCAUAAGAGAGAGUCUCAAUGAAAGAGCAGGGCAGAGAAGGACUCAUCAAGACAUGGACUGGUCAUCACCUGGACAGCUCUCACUAGAAGAAAUUAGAAGACGGAGAUUAAACAGAUUUUAAAAACAUAGUGCCUUGUGAAAUUCUUAUAAUGCUUUGUAAAUACAGUUUUUUUUAAUGAAAAUAAAAUGUAUAUGUCUUG
Messenger RNA from Spea bombifrons (plains spadefoot toad), 1017 nucleotides. It is a transcript of the gene RHBDD1, whose product is annotated as rhomboid domain containing 1. The transcript has 6 exons. Gene Ontology annotation, molecular function: serine-type endopeptidase activity. Gene Ontology annotation, cellular component: membrane. NCBI's taxonomy places the organism in Eukaryota, Metazoa, Chordata, Amphibia, Anura, Pelobatidae. The coding region runs from base 9 to 938 and encodes 309 amino acids. The record is from RefSeq and is a predicted model, not a curated record.